Molecule: messenger RNA, 522 nt
Organism: Didymosphaeria variabile
Lineage: Eukaryota; Fungi; Ascomycota; Dothideomycetes; Pleosporales; Didymosphaeriaceae
Exons: 2
Coding region: 1-522 (173 amino acids)
Source: RefSeq, a predicted model, not a curated record
AUGGGCAUACCCUAUUCGCGUGAGAUCAAUGCCGCCUUCGAGCAAGUCACGCCCCUGGUGGCGGCCGGCUUCAAAGUCCUGCAGACAAUGAAAGAUAUCUCGAUACUGCUCGCAGUCAUACAAGUGUUGACUGUGCUGUCCUUAUUAAUGAUACUAUUUGUCUUAAUAUUGCUGCUGUACUCUGUGAAUCCGGAUUUGGAACACGAGCGAACAGUUCUUGUUACCCCACUCCUUCGCAACCUCGCCUCUCUCACGCUCUGGGACGUCUUCAAAGGCCUUGUCACGCCGGUCGCAUCUACAAUCCUCGUCUUAGGCCUAGCAUGGUGGAUCUUCCGGCUCCAGCAUACAGAGCAGCAUGACCUCGAGCGAACAGCAGACGAUGAUGCGGAUGAGGCGUUGGAAAGCAUUACUGGAGAAACACCGAAAAAGAAGAAGAAAGGGAAGAAAGAAAAGGGAAAGGGCGCAAAGGGGAAGGGUGGAAAGGCUGAGCAUGAGGGAGAGGUGGAUGAGGAAGAGGACUGA